AUGCAAUUCGUCCAAGGAUUCCGCGAGAUUUUUGAGGGAGUUAAAUACGAUACGAUUGCUUGUGAUAUUUAUGGAGUGCUCCACGAUGGCCUUGAAGCCUAUCCCUAUUCGAAAGAUGCACUUACCGAACUAAAAUUACGAGAUGAACAAGUGAUUCUUUUAUCCAAUUCAACACGACUGCAGGACAAGCUUGAUGCUGCCAUGUCUGUCAAGUUCGGCAUCACAACUCAACAUUACAGUGAACUACUUUCAAGUGGACUGCUCACCAAAUAUUUUUUGAAAGACCUUUCUGAGUAUUUAAAAACAGGCAAAGUGGAAAAGGCGGCCUGCCACGCUACAGUUCGAUUUAAGGGAAAGGAACAACGGAUGGACCCUGAAGAAUUCGCGGCUACCUACCUUAAACAAGGGAAAUUUUUUUUAGCAGGUGAUCCAGAUUGGCAGGAGCCACUCUAUAUGCCCUGUGCACCGACUUUGGAACGGGUUCACGAUUGGGAUCAGAUGGAAUUUGUAUUAUUAGGAUCAAUACGAGGAUUAUUCCCAGAAACAAAGCCAGUAAAUCCAUUCAGUGCAGAAGAUGUACGAGCAGACUAUAAACCUCUCUUAGACAAGUGUUUAGAGAAAAAUAUCCCCAUGAUUUGUGCUAAUCCUGAUGUUUUUGCUCCUAAUGGAGUUGACGAAAAUGGAAACAUACGACUACUGAUUUGUCCUGGUUUUGUGGGCCAAAUGUAUGAGGAAAUGGGUGGUCAAGUUUUAUACUUUGGCAAGCCCUUCAGAAGCAUUUAUGAAUACCUUAUUGAGCACAAAGCCCGGAAACCUCUUAUAGAAGAAGCAGAAAAAAUUGGUAAUGGUACUUUUCCAAAGAGAAUUGUCUGUGUAGGUGAUAAUAUAGCUACUGACGUGAAAGGAGCAACUGAGCUUGGGUUGGAUGUUGUUCUGAUUCUCGGUGGUGUCCAUUGGGAGGAGCUGAAAGGAUACAAAGAUGAAGAGGAUUUGAAAACACGUGUCAAGCAACUCUGUAAAAAGCACAAUAGUAAGGAACCAACAUAUCUUAUGCCUCUACUUAGAUAUUAG
Messenger RNA from Mycotypha africana, 1071 nucleotides. RefSeq names its product HAD-like domain-containing protein. NCBI's taxonomy places the organism in Eukaryota, Fungi, Mucoromycota, Mucoromycetes, Mucorales, Mycotyphaceae. The record is from RefSeq and is a predicted model, not a curated record. The transcript has a single exon. Gene Ontology annotation, molecular function: phosphatase activity. Bases 1 to 1071 code for a protein of 356 amino acids.